AUGUACUGGCAAGAAGAUGAGUUAUCCCGUAGGUUAUCAGGCAAAGUCAUCGUUAUCACUGGUGGAACCGCCGGUGUCGGUAAAGAAGCAAUCCUCAAACUCGCCCAGCACAAUCCCGCUCAUAUCUACUUCACGGGCCGCAACGUGCAGGCCGUCAACUCCCUCAUUGACGAGGUAAACGCCAUUACCACCUCUACUACCACGACCAACGAUGGAAACAGCAUACUCACAUUCAUCCCCUGCGACCAAACCUCCCUCAGCUCCAACGCACGGGCCAAAAACAAAGGCGCGGCCGGCCACGGCCGUAUCGUUGUUACUUCCACGCCUGGGUUUAGGGGCGCGCCGGAGGGGGUUGGCGGGAUUGGUUUCGCGGGGCUGAAGAAGAUGCAAGGCGGUGUAGGCGGGCCGGCCAUGCUGGCCAAAAACACGCUAUACUCGCAGAACAAACUUGCGAAUGUCCUGCACGCUGCAGAGCUGGCGAUGCGCUAUCCGGAGCUUCCCGUCGCUGCUAGUCAUCCGGGAGUGAUUGCGUCGACGGAGCUGAUGGGGCAUAUGAAUUUCAUCGACCGGUUGGUGGUCAAGUUGGCUGUGAGGAAUUUUGAGUCCUACAGUUUGCAGGAGGGGGUGUAUAAUACCCUCUGGGCCGCGAUGACGACGACGACGACACAGGCAACAGGGACGGCUGGGCAGGAGGGGGCUUCGUUGGAGUCCGGCGGCCUUUGCGAGGCCGUGGGAAAGCCACUUGCACACACGAAGUUGUCCGCCGAUGAAGCUCUUGCGGGCAAGUUAUGGGAAUGGACGGAGAAGGAAAUUGAACGGUAUUUGCAGUGA
Molecule: messenger RNA, 831 nt
Organism: Blastomyces dermatitidis ER-3
Lineage: Eukaryota; Fungi; Ascomycota; Eurotiomycetes; Onygenales; Ajellomycetaceae
Product: oxidoreductase
Exons: 3
Coding region: 1-831 (276 amino acids)
Source: RefSeq, a predicted model, not a curated record